GUGCUGCUGAUUGUAAUGGACGUGAUAGGUUGUUGAACAGUUGCACCAUUUGGAACAGAAAGCAUACUGUGGGAGGAAAACCCAAGCAUCGAGAAAAUACAUUAUCGGUCCUUCUGUAGUGACAAACAGGUGAGCGAGAUGUGAAACGAAAUGUAGUUGCCAUGAAGACAAACCAUCGUUUUCAAAGCUUGGGUGCAGCUAAAUGAAAGGUUUGUCCCGCUGUUGAAGCUGGUAUAUCGCUAAAAUCGCUGAUUGUCGCCAUAAUCGCUGCCACUUAAUUAUGAUGGCGGUGGACAAGAACAAUGACGCGAUGUCUUGGAAGUGGACUCGAGAAUUCUUUCAAGUGUUGGAGGGCGUGGCUCUAGACUAGCGGGUACCGACAUUCCGCGAGUUUUUCCAGGCCUGUCUGCAGCUUUUGUCUUUAGCAUAAUGCAACACGUGAGGGGACACGUGAGGACUGAUGCGAUUACGCGCUCGUGUCCGCACGCGUGUAAGCUGACCACACCUCACUUGUGGCACGUGUCUGGCAGGGUUGGGGAGGAAUGGGGGUGUGGUAUGUUUUGACGGCGAUGCGACAGAGGAAAGAGGCUGCCCAUGAGUGGGAAUAACUGGAGGGAAGGAAGUGGGGAGCUCUACUUAACUCAUUUUGUUACUUGGUUAUCAAGAAAUGUCAGACUGUGCACCUAGAUUUGAAGAACGUGAUUAGCGAUACCUCAUAUACCGAUAUCAAUCACUAAAUUUCAAUAACUAUUUUUUCAACCUACAGAUCAAUACUAGAAAAAAAUAGUAUGUCCUCUGUAAGGGAAAUAGAAAAAUCGUAUAAACUCAUUCUUUAAUGAUUCAUUGCCCGACUCAGCCAAGCACUGCCAACACUUUUAAGUCGCAGAACCACGGUCUCGUGCACGUUUAUACUUUGGCAUCAUUUUAGCUAAUAGGCUUUCCAGAGUUUCUAUGGCAACCAGGUGCACUGUGCAUCACUCAUAAUUAAUUACAGCAGUGUUUCGUGACCACAGAGUCCGCACGCUGAAUAAUUUUCCGCACUUUGGCAAGAACGGCGUAGCUCGUCGCUCUGUUGACAGCCAAAAGGGAGCAAACGGAAAGAAGAUGGACAACAGCUACUGCCCUUUAAUCCUCUGUAUCGUCUCUCGAUAUCGUUUUUAGUUGAUGAGGCUAAGUGCAGCCAUAUGCUAUAUAUGGUCUCUCGUGUCAGCACUUAUCUCAAUCGGACCCGGCUGCAGUCUCGCAAUACCGAGAGGGAAUCGUACAACAAGGUAUGCAUAGCUUCUGAAUGUUUCAGUGUAAGAUAAGAAAGUGGCAGCAGUUCGGAAAACGAGAGAGCAUGUUGCUCUCUCUACCUCCCAUCUUACCCCAUUUAUUGAAAGCAUUAGUAUAAUGUUUGUAAUUAAAACCCUAAAAGUUAUGGCCAAGAAAAAUAAAACCUCUUCAAAGGUUACCCUUCUCAGACGCAUGACCUUAAAGUAUUAACAAUGACUGUUACAAAAAGAACGUUUAAAAAAAUGCAACACCUUUGAUUGCCUGCUUUACUCCGAAACAGAAACCUGAGGAAACAGUGUAACAGUCAGCCUUUUUUCUCACAGCAUCAAGCUAAUAAUCAUGCCUUGGGCCAACAACAACUCCGAUUUGGCCAACUACAUGUUUCUCAUGACAACAGACAACCUGUCGCUAUCAGCGAGGGACGAAUAUAUUCUAACAAAAAUCUCCCUGGCUGGCUGCGGACUGUCCAUAGUGGGAUCUCUGCUGUCCGUAUUUCUCAUCUGCUAUGUCCCAAUUCGAAGUGAUGGCUUGUUCUCUAUUGGAAAUCUUUGCUUUGCUUUACUGAGCGCCCAACUCGCCUUCGCAGGAGCCGAGAAUGCUUUUCCUGUACAGGUCAUGUGUAAGAUCUCAGCGGCCAUUUUACACUACCUGUUCCUCACCUUCCACUGCUGGGCUCUUGCUUAUUCGAUCCACUUGGUCAUGAAGCUGUUCCACGUGUUGCCUGGCUUGCGCUGGAAACGGCGUUGUAUUCUGGUAGCUGUGGGCUGGGUCGCGCCUGUUAUCAUCGUCGCCGUCACGGCAGUCAUCGACGCAGACUCGUAUGAGGCCGGCCGUCUAUGCUGGCUGAGUGAAAAGACCAACGCUAGAUGGGCUUUCGUCGGACCUGUUACCUUUAUAAUGAUCGUGAAUUUUGCAGUCAUGAUCCUGAUGUUGGGCAUGAGAUACCUACUGGACACCAAGCGAGAGUAUAUGCCACUGAAGAAGCUUAAGCACAUGGCGGCGAUUGUAUGCACCCUCUGGCCCGUGUCAAGUUUACCCUGGGCUUUCGGCUUGGCUCGGUCUAACGACAGACUGCCCAUGUACAUCUUCGUUGUCCUCAACUCUGGCCAGGGCCUCUUCAUCUUUCUGUUCCACAUGCUGCUGAGCGCUCAGAUCCGAAGCUUACUUCGCACGCGCAUGAAUGGCGAAGGCGAGCCGCCAGCAGGCAACGAAAUGCACAUGUCCAAGAGUGGCAGCACGGGGCCCAGCAAUGAUGCCACGGAGUCGUCCAUCGUCAACGUCGGCUGUGGCAUGAAGAACAUCGCCUCUCGCCGCGGCUAACCGUGGGACUGGGCGGGGUUGGGGGAGAGAGGGACGAGGCGUUGUGCUGUGACGUCACAGCUUCUCAUGUCCACAGCGGCCAGCGCCUCUGUGAUGCUGGAGUGGGGGGAACAUGUACGGCUCCGGUCUGUCUUCGGUCAUUGCCAGUUAUGUCUUCUUUAAUAUCCGGUUAUAUUGCAAGCGAUGUGUUCUUUAAUAUCCGGUCAUAUUGCAAUCAAAGGCACCCGGUUAGUCGUGUUAUUGUUGCAUGUUGUUAUUAUUGAUCCUCGUCGUCCGUCUGUUCACCAUCAACUAUUAACUCAACACGCUUUCAUUAAUUUUGAUGUGUUUAUACCCUAUUGUUUUGAAAUAAAACAGUUUUCGCUUGAAGUCGAUUAAAAUCAUCAUUCAGCACCAAUUACAGUCUGCUGGUCCUCAUCAAGGGCGACAGAUGUAUUCUACAAACUGAAACAGUAAAUGCUAACAUCUACUUUUUUUGUCUGUAGACAGUUCUGCCUAUGUUCAACGUUUAAUUUAAGCUGAGGUCCUACAGGUGCGUAAGGGUAGUGUUUUAUACUGCAUUUACGCUUUCUUUGUUUUGUAAGUCUAUACAGUAUUUUGAUGAGAAUCAUCAAGACAUUUGAGUUUCAGCACACUAUCUAGCCCGUGCAGUGCGUUUCACAAAACGAUUCCCACCCAGCAAGCAUGGCCGAAAGUGGUUUUCCUCUACAGCUAUAGGCAAGUGCGCCGUAAGACUGUGAACUGUGUUCAGUUGACAUAGAAUUAUUCAUCUCGCAAGUGUCAGAGCAACGUGACCACUUACCCAAGCCUGCGUCUGUACACUGUAGUUGUUGACCCAUAUGCCACUUUAUUUACUCCCACAUGACACCGCGUGUAUAGCAGCAAUAAUAAAUAGAUUUUGUUCUGAAGUAUGGUAUACUAUAUUAUUGUUUGAUAGGUGACUGUUAUUAUCUCAAGUAUCGUGCUUGCAGCCUGAUUAGUUCUACUGUCUGUCUGUCUGUCUGUCUGUCUGUCUGUCUGUCGUGACUUGAGUAUUCACGUAAAUGUAGCCAAAGGUCAUGUGUAAAGUCUUCUGAAAACAAUUUGUAAAUAGACUGUGCAACAAACACUCAGAUAUGUGUUACGGUGUGACUAACACAAAUUCAAGCAUGUACAAGUAAGAAUCGUAUGGCACCAAGGCGCGUAUGAGGGUGUUUGUCUCUGUGUGGGAGAGAGAGAGAGGGAGGGAGAGAUGUGUACGUGCCUGUGUAUGAGGGUAUGGACAUAGGUGAGAGCGUGCACAGUGAAAAAAUGUUCUUUGUUAAUGUUGUUAUUUGACAUCGCUGAAUAUGUCAAAUCAAAUAUGUUACACCAAUAUAGCUGAUGUUCUGUAACACAUAAUAACAACAACGUUUCAAUAAAUGUAUCUGAUGUUUUGGUAGAAAUAGUGACAAUGUUGAAAUAAGUAUACAUAGUAUAAUAGUGACGGUCUUUAGAGACUGGUGUACAGUAAGAAUGAUUAAAGAAAAAUACCUGGUGUAGCACUAUUUUAAUUAAUCACCAAAUAGAACAGGGGUUUUAAUAAAAGUAUCCGAUGCAACAGCAAAAUAAUAAGUGAAGAUGUUUAAAUAAUACAGCUGGUGUGAUCGUGACGAUGAGGAGUGAUUGAGGAUGUCUGUUGCAUGCAAUCAUCCUCACAGCUCAUCCCAUCGUGUCGUCUUUGCGCCCUGAGUUUGUCGCUUUUGUGUCACGUUUUUCUCGUAUUCUUUCGUUUCUUACUUAUUUCUUUAUUCCCUUUGGUGUCUUCUUCGACAAACUGUUCUUUAUCUAACUGAUCUUACUUGCUGUUAUUCGUUUUUAAUCGUUAUCGUUUAAUGUUUUUGUUUGUAAUACAGUAUUUGUUUCGGUAUUCUUGGUCUUUCCUUGUUUUCUUUAUUUCGCUAAAUUUAGCGCCUUAUUAUUUCUCUUUCUAAUAAUAGAAUUCUAAUUGUUGACAAUUUAUGUGAUACUGCUGUGUAACUUCUUCUUUUUUUUUUUCUUUUUUUUUUUUUUUUUUUUUGUUGUAGUUCGAUCUUUCAGUACAUACAUUCUCCGUUUACCAGGCCUUUUUCUUGUUUCUUACUUUUUCUGUCAUUUCCAGAACUUAUACCUUUUAAAUAAGCGACACAUUAUGCCAUUUUUGUUUCAACAAGUAUGCUAAUUAUGCAAAAAUAAAAAUGUUUUAGAAUUGUUA
This is a messenger RNA of Pomacea canaliculata, 4807 nucleotides long. Its product is annotated as adhesion G-protein coupled receptor D1-like. Lineage: Eukaryota; Metazoa; Mollusca; Gastropoda; Architaenioglossa; Ampullariidae. The transcript is spliced from 10 exons. Gene Ontology annotation, cellular component: membrane. The coding region runs from base 1615 to 2595 and encodes 326 amino acids. The record is from RefSeq and is a predicted model, not a curated record. Gene Ontology annotation, molecular function: G protein-coupled receptor activity. Gene Ontology annotation, biological process: adenylate cyclase-activating G protein-coupled receptor signaling pathway; cell surface receptor signaling pathway.